Molecule: messenger RNA, 327 nt
Organism: Prorocentrum cordatum
Lineage: Eukaryota; Dinophyceae; Prorocentrales; Prorocentraceae
Source: the annotation of a GenBank genome assembly
AUGGACGACGCGGUGCCAACAGUGGAUCGCGCAGUGACUGUGGAGUCUCUGUCACACCUGCCGCUUGUCGAGAGCAACGUCGCGAUCGACAGGGUCGAGCACCUAAGGACGUCCAAGCUCGACAUCCAGACCAGGGAAGACGUGACCAGGGUUCCCGCCGUGCAGGCAGAUCUGGCGGCGGCGCUUCCCAGCUCCAGCAACGACAACUUCAACGACAAGCUGCAGAUGCAGAACGGCCACGACCUAAUCCACUUCGUGACCGAGAUCCCUGGGCAACUGUUAGCGGUACUCCAGUGGAUGGGACACCCAUACCUGACACCCAACAAG